AUAGUGCAAAUAAACACCUUCACAGCGGAUCAAAAAAAAAAAAAAAACACCUUCACACACACGCUCUCUCUCUCUCUCUCCUCCUCGGGUUGCUGCGAGGUGCGCUUUUUCAUACUGUCUCUAUGUAGGGAAGAUCUUUUGCAGUUAAUGACUGGGAUUCUUGAAGCUUUUUAUUUAAUACCUGAAAUAUACUGGAUUUGGGGAUUGAGAAAUUUGCUUGUUUGGAAACAAGACUAGGCCAGAAGUGUGUUGCUUAUUUCAAGAAAUUGGGGGUGUUAGUCUUGACUGUUGGUAGAUUAUUUGUGAGAUCAUGGCAAUGGAUCCACGGAUUAGUGGGUUUUCAAGUUCCAUGACUGGAAUCCCAUGUCGAAACCAAUCUGUGUCUUUUUACCCGGAUCGGAGCCUAGCAUCCGGAUCUUGUAUCGAAACCACCUUUCUAAAUCACAACUUUGGAGGGAUCGAAAUCCCCUUUGAUCCCUCACCGAGUGAUGGAGUCCCGAGCUCAACAGUGACUUCUGAGGAUGAUUCUCAGGAGGACUGCGAUUUUUCAGAUGCUGUUCUGAGUUACAUUAACCAGAUGCUCAUGGAGGAAGAUAUGGAAGACAGGACCUAUAUGCUUCAAGAAUCACUAGAUCUCCAAGCUGCAGAGAAGUCAUUCUAUGAUGUCAUUGGGAAAAAAUAUCCUCCUUCCCCGGAACCAAACCCGGCUCUUUAUUUUGACCAAAACAGCGAAAGCCCUGAUGAUUGUUAUGUUUCUGUGAAUCACGGUAUUUGUAGCAAUUACUUGGUUGCUGAUCCACCCUGGUUUAACAAUCUACCUGACCAUAGUUCCUAUAAUGUGAAAACUCUUCCUGAUUAUAAUUGUGCUCAAUCGUUGGUUAGCUCAUCUAGUAGUUUGAGCAAUGGGAUCUUGGACUCUCCAUUGAGCCCCCUUCAAAUCGUUGAUUUGUAUAACGGGAGCCAAUCUAUUUGGCAGUUCAAAAAGGGGGUCGAAGAAGCGAGUAAGUUUUUAACGAAGGGUAAUGAACUGCUAGUGAAUUUUGAGGCCAAUGGGAUGUUGUCAUCUGAGGAACUAAAGGGAGAAGAUAGUGAAGUGGUGGCUAAAGUGGAGAAAAAGGAGCAGGGAGAGUACUCGCCUAAUGGGUCGAAAGGGAGGAAGAAUCUUUACAGAGAAGGUGAUAUUGAUUUAGAAGAAGAAAGAAUUACAAAGCAGGCAGCAGUGUUUUCUGAAUCUCCUCUUCGGACGGAGAUGUUUGAUAUAGUCUUGCUUUGUGGCAGGGGGAAAGGUGAGAACUCAUUGGCAGCUUAUCGUGAAGCCUUGAAGAAGGAAACAAGCAAGAAAAUGCAGCAGAAUGGGCAGUCGAAAGGGCCUAAUGGCAGUGGAAAGGGUCGUGGCAAGAAACAAAAGGGGAAAAAGGAAGUGGUGGAUUUGAGGACUCUCUUGAUUCAUUGUGCACAAGCUGUUGCUGCGGAUGAUCAUAAGAGCGCAAAUGAAUUGCUCAAACAAAUCAGGAAGCAUUCUUCUCCGUGUGGGGAUGGGAACCAGAGAUUGGCUCAUUGCUUUGCCAAUGGCCUCGAGGCGCGUUUGGCUGGCACAGGUAGCCAGAUUUACAAAGCCUUCGUGAGCAAAAGAACAUCUGCUGCUGAUUAUUUGAAAGCAUACCAUCUAUAUAUUGCCUCAUGCCCCUUUAGCAAGAUUUCGAAUUUCAUUUCGAACAAGGCUAUUAAGGUGAAGGGAGGGAAUGCGAUGAGGAUCCAUAUAAUUGAUUUUGGUAUUCUCUAUGGUUUCCAAUGGCCUACCUUUAUUCAAAACAUGGCAAAGAGAGAGUGUGGACCCCCAAUGAUUCGGAUUACGGGAAUAGAGUUUCCCCAACCUGGGUUCCGCCCCGCAGCUGGAGUUGAGGAGACAGGGCGGCGUUUGAUGGAUUAUGCUCGGACUUUCAAUGUCCCGUUUGAGUACACCGCCAUAGCAAAGAAAUGGGAUAGCAUCAGGCUUGAUGAUUUGAAAAUUGAAAAGGAUGAGUUCCUUGUUGUCAAUUGCUUGUACAGGGCCAAGAACUUACAUGACGAGACUGUUCUUGUUGAAAGCUCUAGAAGUAUCGUUCUCAAUCUGAUACAACAGAUCAAUCCCGAUAUUUUCAUCCAUGGCAUCGUCAAUGGGGCCUACAGUGCCCCUUUCUUUGUUACCAGAUUCCGGGAGGCUAUGUUCCAUUUUACGGCACUAUUUGAUAUGCUUGAAACAAAUGUGCCUCGCGAUCAUCCCCAGAGGAUUCUCAUUGAGAGGGAGAUAUUUGGGAAGGAAGCUAUGAAUGUUAUAGCGUGUGAAGGGUGGGAAAGAGUUGAGAGGCCAGAAACGUAUAAGCAGUGGCAACUCCGUAUUUUGCGGGCGGGAUUCAGGCAGAUCCCUUUUGAGCGGGAGAUUGUGACGAGGGCAACAGAAAAGGUGAGGUCUCGCUACCACAAGGAUUUUGUGAUCGCCGAAGAUGGUCGGUGGUUGCUGCAGGGAUGGAAAGGCCGAAUCAUUUAUGCCAUUUCAUGUUGGAAACCGGUUGAGCGAACUUGAAAUGAAUGCAUGCUUUACUUAGUACUGUGUCCUGCACUUUCUCGCUUAUUUGCAGCCCUAGUUAUCUUACCUAAAGUACAUUUUUCCGGUUAAAUCUUGUUUCUUUCUUUGUAUUUCUCCCUUCAUUUAUUGCUUGAUUUAUUUUACUUGCGACUGAACAGUAGCUGAUUUUGAUACUCAGCUGCUUAUCCUUCGUUGCCACGAGAAGGCUUAGUUGGUUGUUCUGGUGGUUGAUGCACACUUGCUGCAGUAAAUUGUCUUGCACUU
This is a messenger RNA of Rhododendron vialii, 2830 nucleotides long. Its product is annotated as scarecrow-like protein 9. The record is from RefSeq and is a predicted model, not a curated record. Gene Ontology annotation, cellular component: nucleus. Gene Ontology annotation, molecular function: DNA-binding transcription factor activity; sequence-specific DNA binding. Gene Ontology annotation, biological process: regulation of DNA-templated transcription. The transcript has 2 exons. NCBI's taxonomy places the organism in Eukaryota, Viridiplantae, Streptophyta, Magnoliopsida, Ericales, Ericaceae. Bases 311 to 2563 code for a protein of 750 amino acids.